GCGUGUUUCACUUCCGCCGUUAAAGGAGCCGCGUCGCGGAGGAACGCGGCGGGGGCUGCGCAGCGGGCGGGGGUGCGGGCGGCCCCUUUAAACUAUGCGCGCGGCGCCAUGCAAUGGCGGUCGCUGCUGCUGGGGCUGCUGCUGCUGAGGCUGGGGCUGCAGGUGCUGCUGGGGCUGCUGCCCGUUCUGGCGCCCGGCCUGUGCCUGCGCCGCCGCUUCCCCUUCCCCUUCCCGCCGACACCCGCCGCGCUCGGCCCGCCCGGCGCCGCCGCCGGCCCCGGCUCCGCGCACUGGGGCUCGCUGCUGCGGCAGGGCGGUGGCGGCGGGGCGGGCGGUGACGAGUACGAGCGGCGGUACAGCGGCGCCUUCCCGCCGCAGCUGCGGGCCCGGCUGCGCGACGCCGCUCGCGGGAUGUUCGUCUUCGGCUACGACAGCUACAUGCAGCACGCCUUCCCGCGGGACGAGCUCGACCCCCUGCACUGCCGCGGCCGCGGGCCCGACCGCCAGGACCCCUCCAACCUCAACAUCAACGACGUGCUGGGGAACUACUCGCUGACGCUGAUCGACGCGCUGGACACGCUGGCGGUAAUGGGAAACUCCUCAGAAUUCCAGAAGGCGGUGAAGUUGGUGAUUGACACAGUUUCAUUUGAUAAAGACUCAACAGUCCAAGUUUUUGAGGCAACAAUCAGAGUUUUGGGGAGCCUGCUUUCUGCCCACAUAAUAAUUACAGAUACUAAACAGCCUUUUGGUGACAUGACCAUUAAGGAUUAUGACAAUGAACUGUUGCAUAUGGCUCGUGAUCUAGCGGUGAGACUGCUUCCAGCCUUUGAGAACACCAAAACUGGAAUUCCAUACCCUCGGGUCAAUCUGAAGAAGGGAGUACCUCCAGACGGCAACAAUGAAACGUGUACAGCAGGAGCCGGUUCCUUGCUGGUGGAGUUUGGUAUCCUGAGCCGGCUGCUCGGCGACUCCACGUUUGAAUGGGUGGCCAGGAGAGCUGUAAAAGCGCUCUGGAAUCUCAGGAGCAAUAACACUGGACUGCUAGGCAAUGUUGUGAAUAUUCAAACUGGUCAUUGGGUUGGAAAGCAAAGUGGAUUGGGAGCAGGAUCAGAUUCGUUCUAUGAAUACCUUCUGAAGUCUUACAUCCUCUUUGGUGAAAAGGAAGACUUGGAGAUGUUCAAUGAUGCUUAUCGGAACAUUCAGAACCACUUAAGAAGAGGUCGAGAAGCUUGCAAUGAAGGUGAAGGUGACCCUCCUUUGUAUGUUAACGUCAACAUGUUCACGGGACAGCUGAUGAACACGUGGAUUGACUCCUUGCAAGCCUUUUUUCCUGGACUACAGGUGUUGAUAGGAGAUGUGGAAGAUGCUAUUUGUCUACAUGCUUUUUAUUAUGCCAUAUGGAAACGAUAUGGAGCUCUCCCAGAAAGAUACAACUGGCAAUUGCAAGCACCAGACGUUCCGUUCUAUCCAUUGAGGCCAGAGUUAGUGGAAUCCACAUAUCUCCUUUAUCAGGCCACAAAGAACCCAUUUUACCUUCAUGUCGGAAUGGAUAUUCUGCAAAGUUUGGAAAAAUAUACAAAAGCAAAGUGUGGCUAUGCCACGUUACACCACGUUGUUGAGAAGACAAAGGAAGAUCGAAUGGAGAGCUUUUUUCUCAGUGAAACAUGUAAAUAUUUGUACCUGUUGUUUGAUGAAGAGAAUCCACUGCAUAAAUCUGGAAAUAAGUAUAUGUUUACUACUGAGGGACAUAUUGUGUCUGUGGACGAACGUUUUCGUAACUCACUGUGGCAAGACAUCCUCCCUGGAGAAGGGGACAGCACAGGAAAAAUUAAACCUAACGAAUUAAAGGCAGUCAACUUCAGUUCUAACUGUAACAGAGUUCCUGAUGAGAGGAGAUACUUACUGCCAUUGAAGAGCAUCUACAUGAGACAGAUUGAUCAAAUGGUGGGCUUGGUCUGAAUGGUUCUUCAGAGUAUCUUCUAUCGUAUGUCAGGAGGAGCAUGAGAUUUGGCUGUAGACAUUCCUUGCCUCUUCAGCUACACACCUGCAUAUGCUGAGUCACCUGGGUAUCCCCCAGACUUGCUAGUUUUAAAUUAUGGACAUGAAGAGAAAUCAGAUUCUCGUAUGAGUUUGGUCUCCUGAACUGUGGUAUCUCCAUGUGCCACCUGAAUAGAGAUUUCUUGUUUUAAGACUUCCUAUGAAAAAUGUUCUUGCAAAUGAAGGCUGAAUAUACUUAAAAAAAGAAAAAAAAAAAGACAAUUGGCAUGUGCCACUUAGCUACCUCUCUGUAGCUGCAACAAAUGUCCCUUUACAAAAGGGUCUAGUAUUUAAUUUGAAAUAAUCUUGGGAUUGGGGAAGGAAUGGGAAAGUGCAAUUCUUUAUGCCAAGUUUAAUCAGUGAAUUAUUCUGACUAGCAAUACACGACCUUAAGUACUACUCAGGUAGGAACCCACUGGUAAUGGGUUUUGCUGAAACAAAAACGCUGUAUCUAGAAUAGUAUCUUGAAAAGAUAACUCCUGAUCAUAUAAGAAGCUAUCAGUAUAGUCAUGAUGUCCCUCAUAAACGCAGUUGUAUAGAACUGCACGGUCACAAGACCCUGUGCCUGCAGAAACCAGUAAUAAAGCAAAUCAGGUGCCUUUUUUUGUAGGGUAGUAGGGGGUGGGGAAGGGGAAAUUGCAAAGCUACUCAGCUGUCCAAGCUGCUAACUUUAUAUAGCUUAGCUGAGUUCCAAAAGUUUUGUUGUUUGCCAUAUAUCUAGUGCCUUUUCAGAAGAGAUGCUGCUAAGAACUGGCAUAACAGUACAUGAAGAACAAACUAUUUCACAUUCCUGACAGCAUUAAUAUGUUAGUGCCUUACGUAUUCUUCACUGGCAGGGAAAACUGAGCUUGCUUGGGAAGGUGGUUAAAGUAUUUCUGCUUAGCUGCUUACAAAGUACAGUGAAUCCCAAAGUAACUUAAAAAAUAACUCACGUACGAGAUGACUUUCUUUAAGAUACUGGAGGAAUAUCCUCUGUUGUGCCCAUCCUAAAUAAUAUUUCUGGGCUGGAUUUAUGCUGUGUCAGUGUAGUGAGUAACAGGGCUGGCUUUGCAUCAUGGUGGGGAUGGAGUUAGCAGCAGCCUGGCCCUGCAGCGGGCUCACCUCCCUCUGCACCGGACGGGUUGGUGCACGCUGUGCUGACAGGGUGGUGGCUGCAGUGCCAGGCGGUGCUGACUGUCACACUAUACAGAACCCGUGAACUGGGCCUCCUGGGUGCACUGCGGAAUGGUGAGAACCUGCUGGUGCUUCAUCCCACCAUCUUGAAACGCAGCUUGGAUGUGUUUGGGAAAUAACUGUCUGUGAACUUCUAGGAAGAAGCAGUUAAAUUCAGGCAGGACUGUUGAGGGAUGAAAACAAACCAAGGCCAAAACAACCUAUUCUAAAUAUAACAGGGUUUUUUUAAGUGUCUUCCCAUUGCUUACAUACUUUUUACUUUUGACUACAGUUGAAGUAGUUGAAUGUUACUGUUGGUUUAAUUAUUUUUAAGUUAAGGCUUAAAUAUAAAGGCAAACUUGAUCUGCUGUAUUUUCACCUUCUUAUGACAACAUCGGUUUUCAUAAACCAUAUGUUGCAACUCAAAACAUUUCUAAUAAAUAUGAAGUUAGUGCCGAAGAGGUUGUUGUUAGAAUCUUUUAGUAUACAGAUGUAUCUCAGGGACUUCAUUGUAGAAUCUUCUAUUCCAUGAUAGAUGGAUCUUGUAUUAAGCCAAAACAAUAAUAAUCCUGUCUUCUUAGUUUUAUUGUGUGUGUUUUAAGGGGAGGAGGGUUGAAGUGGGGAGAGGGAAAUAUGUUAAGAUUUCCCAAAACAUUGCAAUAGAGUCAGUUGCCUUGAUGUUGGAGGCAGGUGGCAAUUCCAACUCCUGUAGAAUUGGCUUUGCAAACCUAUUACUGGAAUGUCUUAACUACCUGUUUCAAAGCAGAACAUGAAUUCAGGGUGUUAUGAUCCAAAGAGGUAUUGAGAAAGGUUCAAGAUAAAGCUUCUUAACCAGUAGACAUUGCCUGGGCAUGCAGGUUUACUUCAGUUUGUAAACAUGUCAAGAAGAGCAGGAGUAAAGGGGUGAUUUCUGCCAUACAAGGGAAAGGAAAAGUAUCUGGGCUUUCUGAAAUGCUGCAUCUGGGCCAGAUGAUAGUUCUGAAAUGAGAAGUGCUGGGUAGCAUGGAAGCCACACGCAGCAUUCCACAAGCACCCAUUUAAAAUCAUGGCGUAGCAGGUGCCGGGAUGAGUGUUACCCGAGGUGUGUUUCUGGCUGCUUCUGGUGAGGAUUUUUUCCCCAAUGUGGAGUAUACUGUGCGAUAUAUUCGUUGGGAUUGCCUCAGUGUUUUGUGCCUCUAAAGCACCUGAACCUGGCAAUGGUUCCAGCCCAGUGUUAUGCACAGAAAUCUGUUUCAGAGUUUUUCUCAGAGAAUUACAGAACUAUAAUGAAGUUGCACAUUCUAGUUGUCAAGCACACAGGACUAAACAACAACUAGUGUGAUAUGUUUUUCUACACCUCAGCUGCAAGUCACUUGAGUGUGUUUACAAUCCUUCUCGCCGGUCUUCCCUUGUAUUCCCACAGUCAGCUUUCCAUCGGAACAGUUUUUGUCUUCAAAGAGCCUGGUGCUGACUACGUGGUAAAAGACUUUGUGUUCUUUAAGGAGCCAGCUUUUCUUCCUCUUUGUUUUAAAAAUGCUUUGAUACGUUUUUAGUCUGUAAUGACAGGGCACAUGUUAUGCACUAAAAUUAAAACUUUUGUAUAAGUCAAUGAUAUCAAAAUGAAAUUGAUAACUGCUGGAAUAACUUGCUGAAACAGACUUUUGUAUUCCUUGGUAUAAUGUGCAAUAUCAAAUUUUCCUAAUUAAAAAUUCAAUGUAUGCUUAA
Molecule: messenger RNA, 4893 nt
Organism: Columba livia (rock pigeon)
Lineage: Eukaryota; Metazoa; Chordata; Aves; Columbiformes; Columbidae
Gene: EDEM1
Product: ER degradation enhancing alpha-mannosidase like protein 1
Exons: 12
Coding region: 109-1959 (616 amino acids)
Biological process (GO): carbohydrate metabolic process; mannose trimming involved in glycoprotein ERAD pathway; endoplasmic reticulum mannose trimming
Cellular component (GO): membrane; endoplasmic reticulum
Molecular function (GO): calcium ion binding; mannosyl-oligosaccharide 1,2-alpha-mannosidase activity
Source: RefSeq, a predicted model, not a curated record